GGCGCACAGGCCUGCUUGCCUCCGCUUACACAAUGGCCUCUAAGAUUUGUACGUACUGCACGCCUCCGCUCGCACACCGCCGCUCGCCGAUCGUUUUCAUGACCGGCACAUACUCCUUUCUACCCAGUUACUCUACCCGAGGUCCGACACUGAGGAUAGUUUCUGUACAUUCUAACAAUCAUUGCUCUGGGAAAUCCGUCAUUACGUCUGAGACCGCCUCCGCCAUUGAUUUUCUAACAUUGUGCCACAGUCUCAAGACCACAAAAAGGAAGGGUUGGAUCAAUCAUGGGAUAAAGGGUCCUGAAUCAAUUGCUGACCAUAUGUACCGCAUGGCGUUGAUGGCUUUGAUUGCUGGUGACCUUCCUGGUGUGAAUAGAGAAAGAUGUAUCAAGAUUGCAAUUGUCCAUGAUAUUGCAGAAGCUAUUGUUGGAGAUAUAACACCAUCAUGUGGUGUGCCUAAAGAAGAAAAAAGAAGACGUGAACAAGCAGCAUUAACUGAAAUGUGCAAAAUUCUGGGUGGAGGAAUGAGAGCCGAGGAAAUCCAACAACUGUGGGAAGAAUAUGAAAAUAAUGCUUCUCUAGAGGCUAACCUUGUGAAAGAUUUUGACAAGGUUGAAUUGAUUCUGCAAGCACUGGAAUAUGAAAUGGAACAUGGAAAGGUGCUGGAUGAAUUUUUCCUUUCAACACAAGGAAAAUUUCAGACUGAGAUUGGAAAGAGUUGGGCGAAGGAGAUAAAUUCGAGGAGAAAAUCACUACUGGCUGACAAGACAAAACGUUCUAAUUGACAAAAUGGAUUAGUGUCGGAUAUCAUUAUCAUAUAGUAUCAAUCAAAAUUUCAUCAUCCGGAUAUACACCAUCUUAACCAAGGCUUGGGGACUUGGUGGUGGAAGGCAAGCAUUUUGUGGUCGGUAAUAUGUGCGUGUGUUAAGUUCAUCGGAGAAUUUUUACUUUGUUGUAGGAAUGCAAAGUGAUUUCAUUAGCAUGUUUGGGAAUA
Hibiscus syriacus is the source of this 994-nucleotide messenger RNA. Its product is annotated as 5'-deoxynucleotidase HDDC2-like. NCBI's taxonomy places the organism in Eukaryota, Viridiplantae, Streptophyta, Magnoliopsida, Malvales, Malvaceae. The record is from RefSeq and is a predicted model, not a curated record. Bases 33 to 785 code for a protein of 250 amino acids. Gene Ontology annotation, cellular component: cytoplasm. Gene Ontology annotation, molecular function: 5'-deoxynucleotidase activity. The transcript is spliced from 8 exons.